This is a messenger RNA of Cynara cardunculus var. scolymus (artichoke), 2166 nucleotides long. RefSeq names its product laccase-7. Gene Ontology annotation, biological process: lignin catabolic process. The transcript is spliced from 6 exons. NCBI's taxonomy places the organism in Eukaryota, Viridiplantae, Streptophyta, Magnoliopsida, Asterales, Asteraceae. The coding region runs from base 157 to 1866 and encodes 569 amino acids. Gene Ontology annotation, molecular function: copper ion binding; hydroquinone:oxygen oxidoreductase activity. The record is from RefSeq and is a predicted model, not a curated record. Gene Ontology annotation, cellular component: apoplast.
UACCCACUACUACUCAAUCGUCUUCCCUAUAAUAUAUAAUAUACAUACAGCAAUCAGCUCUAUAUAUACACCCAUACCCAAAGAACCAAACUCAUUUCGAAAUCUUAAGGAUUUCAUACUUCUUUUUUCCUUAUUGAAGUUGAUUCAUCGACAGUUAUGUUAAUGGCAUCUCGCGUGUUUGCCGUCGGAUUCGUGCUAGCUUUUCUCGCUUUCUCGGUGUCCAUCACCUCCGCUUCGAUUGUGGAGACUUCGUUUCUUGUGAAGAAUUUAACAGUGAAUCGAUUAUGUCAAGAACAAGUAAUCGCAGCGGUCAACGGGAGCCUUCCGGGGCCGACUUUAAGGGUUAACGAGGGUGACACCCUUGUUGUUCAUGUCUUCAAUAGAUCUCCAUACAACCUUACUAUUCAUUGGCAUGGAGUGUUCCAAAGGUUAACUCCGUGGGCCGAUGGCCCUGAGUUCGUCACUCAAUGCCCAAUCAUGCCAGGAAAUAACUAUACGUACAGGUUCAAUCUAACCGGACAAGUGGGCACCCUCUGGUGGCAUGCACACAGUCAAUGGAUCCGAGCAACCGUAUACGGUGCUCUGAUCAUUCGUCCACGAGAAGGCCAAAAGUACCCUUUUGUUAAACCCUAUCGAGAAGAUACCAUUAUGUUAGGAGAAUGGUGGAAUGCUGACGUUAUUGAAGUAGAGAACUCUGCACUAGCCACCGGAUCUGCGCCUAAUAACUCCGAUGCUUACACGAUCAACGGAUGGCCGGGUGAUUUGUUCUCUUGCCCAUCAAACAAAACAUACAGGCUAGAAGUUGUGCCAGGAAGAACAUAUCUCUUACGAAUAAUCAACGCUGCGCUCAAUAAUCAAUUCUUCUUCAAGAUUGCAAACCACAACAUGACCGUGGUUGGUGUGGAUGCAGCCUACACGAACCCGCUCUUAACCGACGUAAUCGUUUUGGGUCCAGGUCAAACCACGGACGUCCUUAUAACAGCUGACCAGUCACCAGGAUCAUAUUACAUGGCGGCUCACCCGUACGCCAGUGCUGCCGGUGUUUCCUUCAAUAACGGCACAACCACUGCAAUCUUAGUUUACGAAAACUCCACAUCAUCUACACCAAUUCUCCCGAUCCUACCUCCAUUCAACGACACAGCAACUGUCUUUCGGUUUUCAAGCAAUCUAACCUCACUUGUCACUAGCCCGUUUUGGCAACCAGUUCCACAAACCGUCGAUGAAAACAUGUUUAUAACCAUUGGACUGGGGUUAGCGGCAUGUGGUGCGAACCAAACAUGUGGAGGGAUCUUUGGGCAAAGAUUGUCUGCAAGCAUGAACAAUCAUUCAUUCGUUUUACCAACAGGAAUCUCUCUUCUGGAAGCGGCUUUAAGAAAUGUUAGUGGGGUUUACACAACUGAUUUCCCAGAUCAACCUCCGUUGCAAUUCGAUUACACGAACGUAAGCAAUAGUUUUGAUCUGAAUCUUCUGAUGACACCCAAAUUAACAAGCCUGAAGUCAGUGAAGUAUAAUUCGACGGUUCAGAUCGUAUUUCAGAACACAGCUUUGAUCGGAAUUGAAGAUCACCCCAUGCACUUGCAUGGAUUCAACUUCUAUGUGUUGGCUCAAGGAUUUGGCAACUACAAUCCCCAAAACGCAACCGCAAACUUCAAUUUGAUCAACCCACAAGAACGAAACACUCUUGGGGUUCCCGUCGGCGGCUGGGCUGUCAUCAGAUUCCGUGCAAAUAAUCCAGGUGUUUGGUUUAUGCACUGUCAUUUGGAUGUUCAUAUGCCAUGGGGGUUGGGCACCGCUUUCUUGGUGGAGAACGGAGGGACGCCGGAAUCAACGCUGCCACAACCACCGGCGGACCUGCCACAGUGCUAGAAGCAAACGUGAAUCGUCUGGUUGAUUAAUUGUUGAUAAAGAAUGUUUCUUGUUUCUGGCAGUGUGUAUAUAUAUACAUGUAUUCACACAUGAAUUAUGCUUUCAUAUUAUUUGUUUUGGCAUUAAUAAAGUGUAAGUGUAUGAUCGAUUCUUUUGGAACGUAUGAUUUGUGAGGUUAUGAAUUACAUUGUAAUCCAGUAGAUUUUUGAGUAUUUAAUUCAUACGGGAUUGCUCGUGUCGUGGGUAACGUGUUCAAACAUUACACAUUUUAAAAUUAUGAAGACCAAGACUUUUCUUUCU